AAGGUCCACGUCUUCCAGAUGCGCAUUUGGGCCAAAAAGUUCGCCAAGUACGAUCUUAUUUACAUUUACCUACCUACCUCUAGUAUAGAUAUUAGAUACCACUACCACUAUAACUAGCAGAUGUCACUUUUAUUCACAUUUACUCGUUAAUAUGCAUUUUUCUUUAGCUACCUCUUUAUAAUUCCGACAAAUACACAUCUUGCUAUAUUAUCCAACAAACAAUCCUCAGUUGCUGGUGCGGUUGUUAAUGUAAUCCGAUCUUCGAUCUUCUUUCUCCCCCGAUGUAGCACUGCGUUUCUGCGGUUUGCCCAUCUUCUUCCUUCACAAGAUGCCAUGGCCAUGGCGCGAUCGCGAGACCGAUAACGAGUCACUACUUCCUAUAGCGGUACCGAACAUAAAUCGAAUAGAUGGGGAUUAUGAUCAGAAUGGAGAUGACUUCAACGAACGGUCACGGUCGACUACUAGGAAACCGGGACAUGCCCGUACCACAUCUGCUCAGUCACGGUCCAUAGCAGACAACUAUUCCUUUCUAACACCCGCCGAAGCAGCAGCGCAGCUUCAAACCUCUCUAACACAUGGCCUUUCACCUACGGAGGCUCUCUCGCGACUGGGAGACUUUGGCCCGAAUGAGAUCCCUCACGACCCCCCUGAUCCUCUAUGGUUUCGAUUCAUAAUGCAAUUCCGAGAGCCUCUCAUUAUCCUACUCCUAGCCUCUGCCUUCCUUUCGAUUUUCGUUGGAAAUAUGGAUGAUGCUCUCAGUAUAACCAUUGCUGUAACGAUCGUCGUCACCGUUGGGUUUGUGCAAGAAUAUCGCUCCGAGAAAUCGAUCGAAGCUCUCAAGCACCUGGUUCCCAAUCAUGCUCAUCUAGUUAGGGCGCAACCGGCGCGGCCUUCGCAAGGAAUUAAGAAUUCAACGUGGCCCCCCGCCAUAAGCGAUCCCGAAGAGAAGCCAAUUGGAUCCGAAUCAGAGACGCCAGGAGAGGAAUUAUUGGAAGCUACAUCGUCCAAGGUAAUGGCAUCCCAGUUGGUUCCAGGGGAUUUGGUGUUUUUCACUACCGGUGACCGUAUCCCGGCCGAUAUCCGGAUCACGAGGGCUGCGGAUCUGACUAUUGAUGCGUCGAACCUCACCGGGGAGAAUGAGCCGCUAAGGAUGACUGCCGACACCCGGUUCCGUACCCCCUCGCCAGCCCCGUUCGGCCAGAGUGCAUUACGGCUUCCUAGUCCAUCUGCUCUAUCUCCCCCUUCGUAUAACGGAGAAAUCAGACAAGAUGCAGGCAAUCAUGGUAUUAACAAUAUUGCGUACAUGGGUACUCUGGUCAAGUCCGGCCACGGGCAAGGCAUCGUCUUCGCUACUGGCGGCAACACACAUUUCGGGACGAUCGCCACGAGCGUAUCGGGCACCGAAAGCCCCCGAUCCCCCCUUCAACUCAGCAUGGACAAUUUAGGAAACCAACUUAGCCAAAUAUCAUUCGGCAUCAUUGCUUUGAUAUCUCUGGUUGGUCUAUUGCAAGGCAAAAAUAUCCUCGAGAUUUUCACUAUAUCCAUCUCGCUUGCCGUAGCCGCAAUUCCUGAAGGACUACCUAUUAUUGUUACGGUCACCCUAGCUCUCGGCGUCCAUCGUAUGGCAAGACAUAAUUCUAUCGUUCGAAAGAUGCCGAGUGUCGAAACGUUGGGCUCUGUCAACGUUGUUUGCUCCGACAAGACAGGGACGCUAACCAUGAAUCAUAUGACAACAGCGAAGAUGUGGUAUUUUGGCUCAGGGCAACCGAUUGAUGUCGAUUCGGAUGACGAAGCAGAAAGAACGCCUAAUACCGCCGUACGAGGAAUCCUACGAAUCGGCAACAUCGCAAACAAUGCGCGCCUUACUCAAUCUGCUAAAACGGUACUAUCGGAUUCUCAAGGGAGAGAAUUUGCCCCGUAUACGCGAUGGGUUGGGCAGCCAACCGACGUUGCAAUGCUUGAUUUGCUCGAUCGAUUUAAGGAGCACGACGUGAGGGAGUCGAUUGGUCCCCGAACAGCCGAGACCCCUUUUAGCUCCGAAAGGAAGUGGAUGGGCGUGGUAAUCGGCGCGCAACCUGGGAAUAGCGACAAGGAAUACGCCUAUAUGAAGGGCGCUAUCGAUAGGGUUCUCGAUGCUUGCGACACGUUCCUUACUGCAGAUGGCCGCGAAGUUAUCCUGGACUCUGUCCGGCGCCAAGAGGCAUUACAGGCAGCUGAGAAAAUGGCGGAAAGGGGACUCAGAGUUUUAGCGUUCGCAAGCGGCCCAGUUACCAAAUCUUCACGAAGCAAAUCCGGGCAUGGUGUUUCUACUCGAAGUACGACACCGCUAAGUCGAAACGAUAGUCAGAGUCCGGAAUUGCCGUCUCACGAAGAAGUGUACAGGGGGUUGACCUUUGCUGGAUUGGUAGGCAUGAGCGAUCCUCCACGACCCGGAGUUUCUCGUUCCAUUCGAAAGUUGAUGCGAGGCGGAGUCAAGGUCAUCAUGAUUACUGGGGACGCUCCAACCACAGCGCUAGCCAUCGGAAAGGAACUUGGCAUGCAAAUCGCAGUGAAACCCGUACUCACGGGCGAGGAGCUGGAUGCAAUGAGCGAUGCCGACCUUACGGCGGCGAUACAGAACACGACUAUUUUUGCACGUACAAAUCCGGAUCACAAACUGAAAAUUAUUCGAGCCCUCCAAUCGCGCGGCGAUAUUGUCGCCAUGACUGGAGAUGGAGUCAACGAUGCGCCGGCAUUGAAGAAGGCUGACAUUGGUAUUUCUAUGGGAUUACAUGGAACGGACGUAGCAAAGGAGGCUUCCGACAUGAUUCUAACGGAUGAUGACUUCUCGACUAUCCUUCGCGCUAUUGAAGAAGGCAAGGGCAUAUUCAACAACAUUCAGAACUUCAUCACAUUCCAGCUUAGUACCAGCGUAGCUAGCUUAGCUUUAGUUUUUAUCUGCACCUGCAUGGGGUUCAAGACCCCGUUAAAUGCCAUGCAGAUUCUCUGGAUCAAUAUCAUUAUGGACGGACCGCCAGCGCAAUCUCUAGGUGUGGAACGAGUAGAUCCCGACGUCAUGUCUCGACCGCCACGGUCCCGUAGCGAGCCGGUGCUUACGAGGGCCCUCCUCCAGCGUGUUUUGACUUCGGCCGCCAUCAUCAUGGCCGGUACCAUGAUGGUAUAUACGCACGAGAUGCAAGACGGGGGGGUUUCGCGGCGAGACACGACGAUGACGUUCACGUGCUUCGUGCUGUUCGACAUGUUCAACGCGCUGACAUGCCGGUCGGAGAGCAAGUCGGUCUUCCGCGGGGAGGUGGGCCUGUUCUCCAACAAGCUGUUCAACUGGGCCGUGUCCCUGAGCAUAGCCGGCCAGCUGCUCGUCAUCUACUUCCCCUGGCUCCAGGAGGUGUUCCAGACGGAGGCCCUGGCGUUUUUUGAUCUCGUCAGGUUGGUCGCGCUGGCGAGCUCGGUGUUCUGGGCCGACGAGGCGAGGAAAUGGUAUAAAUACGGUCGGAAAAGGCGGUUGGGCGGAUACAGCCAGGCGGUUUAGAAUAAAAGUACAGUACAGUAUAGUACCUACCUAAACCUUAUGUACCUGUUACAAUUCCAAGCGAUGGUGGUGGUGGUGUUGUUGUUGUUAUUUACAUUACAUUAGAUACGCCAGGCACGCCGGAUAGAUGAAAAACUACGCCGUUUGGAUUUAUUUAUACACACACACACACACACACACACACGAAAUAAAGCAAAUACAUACAUACAUACCUAAUACAUAGGUUAGGUACCUAGGUAUCCAUAUG
Messenger RNA from Daldinia caldariorum, 3776 nucleotides. Its product is annotated as calcium-transporting ATPase type 2C member 1. Gene Ontology annotation, cellular component: endoplasmic reticulum; plasma membrane; Golgi membrane. NCBI's taxonomy places the organism in Eukaryota, Fungi, Ascomycota, Sordariomycetes, Xylariales, Hypoxylaceae. The coding region runs from base 329 to 3529 and encodes 1066 amino acids. The transcript has 3 exons. The record is from RefSeq and is a predicted model, not a curated record. Gene Ontology annotation, molecular function: ATP hydrolysis activity; ATP binding; P-type calcium transporter activity. Gene Ontology annotation, biological process: calcium ion transmembrane transport; intracellular calcium ion homeostasis; manganese ion transport.